GUAAGAUUUAGUGUAUAAAAUGCAAGAAACAAAAAGUCAACAUGCCACUUGUGUAUUAAAAAGGCACAUACUCGGCUUUUAUAUUUUCUCAAAAAAUAACGAUGAUAUAUUUAUUGUUCUGCCUUCCUUUAAUUGUUCCGAGUGAAGCAAUUUUUAAAGAGGCCCUUUAUGAUGCUAUGACUGAAGAAGAAUUGCAUUUUUAUUUUCAAACUGCUGACAGGGAUAAUAUUCCAGAAUAUGAAAUAGUUGAGUUGCCAAUUGUACUUCCAAUUGAGCAAUCUAUGAAUGAAGAUGGGAAAGACAAUAUAGAAGUAUUUGAUUAUAGUUUCUACGCUUUUCAAAGACCUAUUAAUUUAAAGCUGAAAAGGAACAGUGACCUUAUUGCCUCUGAUUUUAAAACAUACCUACAUGAUGAAGCUGGCAUUGUAACUUUGAAAAAUGCUCCAAGAAAUUGCCACUAUUUACAUAAAGACGACAAAACAGUUGCAGCGAUCAGCAUUUGUUCAUCAAAAAAUAUUCAAGGAUUAAUUUUCUUAGAAAAUACAACUUUAGAAGUUCAACCAUUAAAUGAAAGGUUGCAAAAUAUUCUUGAUUUGAAAGCACCUCUCACGGAAACAAUAGAAAAUGAGGAAGAUAUAAAAAUGCCACAUCUUAUAAAAAGAGCGACGUUUUUACCUCGUUAUACACAUCAUGAAGCCUUUCCAAUAACUGAAAAUAUUUGGGCAGAUAAUGAAGAGUUAAGACCUACUCAAAAUCAACUUUUAGAAAAUGAUUUUAAAUUUCAAAAUCAUAAUGCUAAUUUUUAUGCUGAAGCUGCUAGUACCAAAGAAGUUAAACUUACUUUGGAAGUUGCAUUAUUUUUUGACGAAGCCGCAUAUAAAAUUUUUGCACCUUUUUUUAAAUAUGAUGACAAGAAAUUACAAGAUAUGUUGCUGGCUUAUAUUAAUGGUGUUCAGGCAUUAUAUCAUCAUCCCAGUUUAGGUACUUCUUUAGAAUUGGUCUUGGUGAGGUUAGAUUUGAUGAAAAGGCAACCAAGAGAUAUGCCGCAUUAUGAUGGAGAAAGGGGUAAAUUACUAGAUAGUUUUUGCGCUUACCAAGCGAAAAUUAAUCCAAAGGACGACAGUAAUCCUGACCAUUGGGAUAUGGGCCUAUACGUUUCGGGGUUGGACUUUUUUGCUUACGAAAAAGGUAAAAAAAGUGGUGUAACUAUGGGUUUAGCGACAGUGGGAGGAGUUUGUCUGGAUAAAUAUGCCUGCGUUAUUGCUGAAUUUGGUACAACAAAUGUAUUUGGAAAACCAUAUCCCAGUGCAGGGUUUACCAGUGUGUACAUAUUGGCUCAUGAAAUAGGACAUAAUUUGGGAAUGCAUCAUGACAACAGUGGUAACAGUUGUCCAAAAGAAGGUUACAUUAUGUCUCCAUCAAGAGGAACCAAUGGCGAAACGCAAUGGUCUAGCUGUAGUGCAGAUGUCAUGUCUAAACUUGGAUGGGCAAAAUGUUUAGACGACCGCGGUAAAAUCAAGAUAAAUGCAGAUCAUAAUAAAUUCAUGGACACGCCUGGACAGAAAUAUACAGCAAAGACGCAAUGCGAGCUCCUUUUGCGUGAUAGAGAUGCAACUGUUUUACCAACUCAGGAUUUGUCGACAAUAUGUUACAAUCUACAUUGUAAAACUCCGCAUAGGAGCGGCUAUUAUUUUGCCGGACCAGCACUUGAUGGCACGAAUUGUGGCAAUGGAAAGUACUGUUACGGUGGUAGUUGCUUGAAAAAAGCUCUUCCAAAACCAAUAAAAGUUAUACCAGGAGGUUGGGGUCCAUGGAAGGAGGAAUCAUGCAAUUCGGGUUGUAUCGAAAAAUCUAUGGGACACACUAUCAAAAGAAGACAAUGCAAUAACCCGCCACCUGUUAAUACAGACCAGGGAUGUAUGGGGUCUGGUGUAGAAUUUGGUCUUUGUAAUGACAAGAAGGUAUGCAAACAAAAGAAACUCUCUUCAAUUGAUUAUGCUUCAAGAAAAUGUGCUGAAUUUUCUAAAGUUCUUCCAGAAUUAGAUUCCAAGGGUUCUGGUCUGCAAGCACCUCACGAGGAAGGUCGACUUUGGAUGGCUUGUGCGAUUUUCUGUAAAAGAGGCGAUUCUGGUACUUUCUAUACUCCCAGAAUAGAACUUAAUGAUUUAGGGAUAUCUCCUUAUUUUCCUGACGGAACAUGGUGCAACAGGGAAAAUGAUGUCAAUUAUUACUGCUUACAACAUCAUUGUUUACCAGAGAACUUCAAAAUUACAAAAACUUCUCAUCACUUGAUCGAAGAUUUGUCGUUUUUGCAAAAUGCUCGUCCUUGGUAUUAUAUACCACAAGAUAUCAAAGAUUAUUUAUCAGUGGAUUCCUCCGGUCGCCCUUUGAAAACUACCUUGUCCGAAAAUGGUGCUGCACCCCCAGAUGAAGAGUGGGACGAUCAUGAUUAUAUUGAAAUUCCCUGGUUAAAAGAACGACAUAAAUCUGAUGUAAUUGAUGACAG
This is a messenger RNA of Psylliodes chrysocephalus, 2506 nucleotides long. The record is from the annotation of a GenBank genome assembly. NCBI's taxonomy places the organism in Eukaryota, Metazoa, Arthropoda, Insecta, Coleoptera, Chrysomelidae.